UUGUCAAUAAUACGUCAUACUCGGACUCGGUUACUAAACAUAACCAAAAAGUGUAAUUUCUUUAAACUGACGUGUACAUAAUUUUCAAAUUCAACGAUAUAAGCAUGGAUUUCUUUAAUUCUAUACCGACUCAUAUGGAUUAUGAGGGACAAGCAAAAGCCGAAAAAUUUUAUCGUGUUAUAAUAACAUUGUUCGGUGUUGUGGGUAUCGUAUGGGGAUACAUCAUUCAACAAUUUUCACAAACAAUAUUUAUACUAGCAGCCGGUGCAAUUUUAGCAGUAUUGAUAAGUGUACCUCCAUGGCCAAUGUACCGUAAACAUCCACUAAAUUGGCAAAAACCAAGAGGCGAUUCUGGUGAUAAUGCAAAUGCGUCUAAGAAGAAGAAGAAAUAAAUAGGAAUUUUUAUACAUUUUUUCUCAAUAAAUUA
Messenger RNA from Chrysoperla carnea, 427 nucleotides. RefSeq names its product signal peptidase complex subunit 1 (gene Spase12). Gene Ontology annotation, cellular component: signal peptidase complex; endoplasmic reticulum membrane. The transcript has 3 exons. The record is from RefSeq and is a predicted model, not a curated record. Gene Ontology annotation, biological process: protein targeting to ER. The coding region runs from base 105 to 392 and encodes 95 amino acids. Lineage: Eukaryota; Metazoa; Arthropoda; Insecta; Neuroptera; Chrysopidae.